Messenger RNA from Triticum urartu, 761 nucleotides. The record is from RefSeq and is a predicted model, not a curated record. NCBI's taxonomy places the organism in Eukaryota, Viridiplantae, Streptophyta, Magnoliopsida, Poales, Poaceae.
ACUGCAUCGACAGCAGUUCUGCUUGGAAAUCAUCUUUACGUGGCUAACGUAGGUGACUCUCGGGCUGUAAUAUCAAAGUCGGGCAAAGCUAUUGCACUCUCUGAUGAUCACAAGCCAAACAGAAGUGAUGAGAGGAAACGAAUUGAGAGUGCUGGUGGGAUUGUUAUGUGGGCUGGAACUUGGAGGGUUGGUGGUGUACUUGCAAUGUCUCGGGCAUUUGGCAACCGCUUGUUGAAGCAAUUUGUUGUCGCGGAACCAGAGAUUCAGGAUCAAGAAAUAGAUGAUGAACUGGAGUUUCUGAUUUUGGCUAGUGAUGGGUUGUGGGAUGUGGUUCCAAAUGAGGACGCCGUCUCGCUCGUUAAGAUGGAGGAGGACCCCGAGGCGGCAGCCCGGAAGCUGACGGAGACUGCUUUCGGCCGUGGGAGCGGCGACAACAUCACCUGCGUCGUCGUCAAGUUCCAGCACAGCAAGACGGGCGGUGGUGACUCCCCUCCCAUCUCUCCCCCGGGCAAUCAAAUUUGAUUGCUUCUAUUCGUCCGCUAUACAUGUUGUUGUUAGCCUUUAAAUUUACAGCAGCUGGAUGGAUGUUUUCUCUGUUGAAUGAGUUGUAUGUACAUUGGCGGCUGGUACUAGAUGGCGACUUCCGUACAUGGUGUUAACUGGUAUACAACCAAAUUGUGGUGCUGGUUACAUACAGUGGUACAUGGACGAGAAUAUAUCUAGCUAGUGCGUAUUCCUCUUAAGAAGUUUUUAUUUAUUUA